Messenger RNA from Fusarium pseudograminearum CS3096, 1839 nucleotides. RefSeq lists its product as uncharacterized. Gene Ontology annotation, cellular component: mRNA cleavage and polyadenylation specificity factor complex. The coding region runs from base 1 to 1839 and encodes 612 amino acids. Gene Ontology annotation, molecular function: protein binding. The transcript is spliced from 3 exons. Lineage: Eukaryota; Fungi; Ascomycota; Sordariomycetes; Hypocreales; Nectriaceae. The record is from RefSeq and is a predicted model, not a curated record.
AUGGCCUAUGAGCCUCGUGGUGAUCAUGGCGGCGGCGGUGGAGGUCAAGGCCAAGAUGGAGCAUUCGUCAAAGUCAGGGGACGACGACCUGUGACUGACUAUGGUGCUACUAUCACACAUUGGCAGCACGAUCGUGCCCCUGGCUACAAGGGAGGCUAUACUGGCGAAGCUGAGAGGCCUAGCGCCAGCUACAUAGUUGAUAUGCUCCCCCCUGCAGCUCGAGUCACAAAAGCUGCCGACAGUAUUCCCAUCAAACACCUUCACUCUUCCCUGAAUAAAAUUAAACAUCCCAUCAACGUGGUGCGAUGGACACCAGAAGGCCGAAGAUUAUUAACAGCGUCAACUAGUGGCGAGUUUACUCUGUGGAAUGGUACUGGUUUCAAUUUCGAAACUAUUAUGCAGGCUCACGAUUCUGCUAUCCGAGCUCUCGAGUACUCCCACAGUGACGAUUGGCUUAUUUCAGCUGACCACGAUGGUGCUGUCAAGUACUGGCAACCAAACUUCAACAACGUCCAGAGUAUCAAUGCGCAUACAGAUCCCAUCCGAGAUCUUGCCUUUAGCCCAAGUGACUCGAAAUUCGUCACUGCCAGUGAUGACUCAACCCUCAAGAUCUUCGACUUUGCCUUGGGACAGAUGGAAUCGAAGCUCGAGGGCCACGGAUGGGAUGCAAAGAGUGUGGAUUGGCAUCCGACAAAGGGCUUACUGGUGUCUGGUUCCAAAGAUCAUCUUGUUAAGCUUUGGGAUCCUCGAACCAGUCGCUGUCUAACAACUUUGCACGGCCACAAGAGUACCAUCACCAAAGUACUGUUUGAAAAGGUCCGUGGUGCCUGUCUAGCAACAUCCGCGAGAGAUCAGACUGCACGCGUGUUCGAUCUUCGCAUGAUGCGAGACAUCUGUUUGCUCAAGGGCCACGAGAAGGACAUUUCUACUCUUACAUGGCAUCCUGUCCAUCCUAAUCUUCUCAGCACUGGUGGUAUGGACGGUUCGCUCUUCCACUACCUCCUCGACUCUCCCAACCCACCUCCUGGCCAAUCCUUUACCGUUGCACCUUAUGACAGUCCCGAUCCGACCACAGUACCUGCGCAGUCAGUGUGGCCGACGCACAAGGUCCCGUAUGCGCACGACUAUGCCAUCUGGUCGUUAGACUGGCAUCCUCUUGGUCAUAUCCUAGCCUCAGGUUCAAACGAUCGUAUAACGCGCUUCUGGAGCCGAGCUCGACCAGGCGACGCGGAAGUUUUCCAGGAUCGUUACCAUAUUGGAGAAGCAGCCGCAGAAGCCCAAGGGACAUGGGAUCGCCGUGGUGGUCGCCGACAGCGACAAGAAGAGGAGCAGCAGGAGAUGGAAGACGAGAUGGAUGCCUUGGUCGACCAAGACGCCCCGAAAGCCGGCGUUCCUGGUCUCCCUGGCAUUCCUGGUCUUCCCCUUGGUGGAUUACCCGGCCUUGGAUCAGCUGUACCGCCGCCUCCUAUUCCUGGUGUCGGUGCGGGUGGCCCUCCACCACCUCUACCAUUCCCCUUGCCCGGACUCAACGGCGGUUUACCACCACCACCUCUGCCCGGUCUGGAUCCCAACAAUCCCCCAGACCCAGCUCAACUGCUUGAGCUGAUGAAAAAGGCCGGCGUGCCCCUACCACCACCUGGAGCGCUGCCCCCAGGUCUUCUACCACCCGGUGGUAUACCUCCACCACCAGGGGGCUUCGGCAUGCCGAUCCCUCCUCCUCCCAUGUCUGCUCUCGAGGCUGAAAAGGCAGAGAAUGUUCGGCGAAGAGCUCCUUUACCCAGUCAAGAAGAUAGUUUGCGGCACGAACAACGACAGGGAAAAUACACGAGGGCGAGAUAG